Fomitopsis serialis is the source of this 1593-nucleotide messenger RNA. RefSeq names its product NUDIX hydrolase domain-like protein. Gene Ontology annotation, cellular component: cytosol. Gene Ontology annotation, biological process: NADP+ catabolic process; NAD+ catabolic process. Bases 115 to 1488 code for a protein of 457 amino acids. Lineage: Eukaryota; Fungi; Basidiomycota; Agaricomycetes; Polyporales; Fomitopsidaceae. The transcript has 7 exons. Gene Ontology annotation, molecular function: NADH pyrophosphatase activity. The record is from RefSeq and is a predicted model, not a curated record.
CAUUGGUAACGCCAUCUCCCGACCCCAGACGCCAUGUAGCGCCGCCGCCCCCUCGUUGUCCGUACCGUCCACCAGCAGUCCAGAGGUCGUAUCAAGGAGAAGCACUCGUGGCAGAUGCCUGAAUCCUAUGUCAACUUCAUGGGCGGAUCGCCCUUGAAUCGCCUAUCAUGGCUGCGCACCUCGCACGCCUUCCUGAACGCCGUUGUGCUCUCGCCCACGACAAGAUGGAUCGUGCUCAAGGACGGUCAGCCUCUCCUGGUACAGCACAGCGGCGCCGAGAAGCGAUCGCUCGCUCGCUUAAGCACCGCGGACGUCAGGUCUCUCUUGGGCUCGGAGCCAUUCUUUGCGCAAGGCAAACUUGAGGGCGAAAAUGCGCCGGAUGAUGUGGCCAUCCUCGAGGCAGCCCGAUUCCACGGGCCUACCGUGGUCUUUUUGGGCUUGCACGAGCCCCAGACCGGCGAAGCGGACGCCUUGCCGUCGUCUGAAUUCAGCGCGAAGAGUUCAGACCCCGCAAAGGUUGUCGCCAACAUCAAGGGCACCCCCGUCUUCUCCUUGGACGUCAGCAAGAUACCCCAAGAGGUCCUGGAUGACGUGUUCCAGAAGUCGGAGGCCGUGAAGUCCGGGGCUGCGUUUUCAUUCUCUGAGCCGCGCGUAGCGAUGAAUGGUUUGGACAUGUUCGAGGCGGCUAUCUUUGCGGAAGCCAGGAGCAUGGUGGAUUGGAAUACACGCAACAAGUUCUGUCCGUCGUGCGGAUCGCCUGUAUACUCGCUCUGGGCCGGAUGGAAGUUGACUUGCUCAUCUCUCCUUCCCUGGGCCGAGAACGCGGGGAAGGAGCCAUGCCCGACUGCGCGGGGUCUACAUAAUUUCGCGCACCCUAGAACGGAUGCUGUCGUCAUUAUGGCUAUUAUAGACGAGUCCGGGGACAAACUUUUGCUUGGCCGGAACAAAAAAUGGCCAGGCAAAUUCUAUUCGGCUCUGGCUGGCUUCAUCGAGCCAGGAGAAUCGUUCGAAGACGCCGUCAAGCGUGAGAUAUGGGAGGAAGCAGGCGUGCGUGUUUGGGAUGUACAGUACCACUCUACACAGCCGUGGCCCUACCCAGCCAACCUCAUGGUUGGUUUCUACGCGACGGCUGAUUCCUCCGCCCCACUGCGGACGGACCUGGACAACGAGCUGGAUGACGCAAGGUGGUAUACUCGCGAAGAGAUCCUUGCUGUCUUGAGCCAUGCGGAAGGCACAAACAUAACGCGCAGUGACCAUCGCAAGCUUGCUGCAUCGCAGGAGGAGAAAGGCCCCGCGACCAGUACCGCGAAUGCCCUCGCGGGCGACGCCGUCACGGAAGAAGAGAAGAAGGCAAAGGCAGCGGAGGGACCGUCUGAAGUGCCAUUCAGAGUGCCUCCGUCGACUGCGAUUGCUGGUGUACUCAUUGGCGAGUGGGCAUAUGGACGCGCAGGACCUCAGCCAGGGCGUCAGGGUCAGACGAAACUCUGAGACGAACCAUUGGAUAGGAUGGAAGCAUAAUGUUGUAGUGAUCACCAAUAGACGCGAAUGCCAUAAUUUGUACAAUGAAUCUGUCAACCUCAAUGGAUCGGCGAG